This is a messenger RNA of Hydractinia symbiolongicarpus, 5723 nucleotides long. RefSeq lists its product as uncharacterized. NCBI's taxonomy places the organism in Eukaryota, Metazoa, Cnidaria, Hydrozoa, Anthoathecata, Hydractiniidae. The transcript has 14 exons. The coding region runs from base 364 to 4914 and encodes 1516 amino acids. The record is from RefSeq and is a predicted model, not a curated record.
GAUGGUGUAGAGGACAACACGGGCUGGAACAUAUGUCAUCGUUCAUUCAAGAAAGAAGAUUUAUUAAGCAAGAUAGAUAAUUGUUCCCAACAUAAACGAUUGAGGAAAAAAAAUUAGAUAGAAAAGAAAAGGAGAAGAAAAAGGGAAGAAAAAAGGAAAAAAAGGACAAAAAGAAAAAAAGGAAACAAGUCUUGCACCAAAUUCCUUGUUGGCAACAACAAAGAGGACGAGAAAAAGAUUAAAAACAUUGCCUUUGCUCCCACCCAAAACGUAACCGCCAAAACAUUCAAAAUGGUUAGUCGUGUUUUUGGAAAGUAAGUAGGCAUACAUAAUAAAAAUUAUAUCUAAUGGAAAUGUGAUGCAAUGACAGCUGAUUUUGGUCAACUUAAGACAAAUUCUAUUCCAUUGGAAGCACAACUGGCCAUAGCUAACUAUGAAAAAACUCAUGCUGAGUAUAAACAAAAAUUUUGUGGCAUAAAUUUGCUUUUUGCGGAAUGGAAAAAGGAAAGCAAAGAGUUCGAAGAAUUAGGAGAAGCAGCAUGGAGUAUAUUUCGAGAAGAUAAUAGUCUCAUCAUUCCAAGAGAGUUUCAAGAUUCGAAAUCUGUGCCACUAGUGUCUACAGAAAACAUAGACAAAUUGAAAGAGCAAAGCGAAAUUCUCGAUGAGAUAGUUCUAGAUUCAAAUAAGUCAAUUGAAGCAAUUAAUGAAAGCCUUCAUGGAGAAAAACUAAAUAAGUCAAAGUUACAGAAUUUAGAAAGUGUUCUGAGCAAGAUAAAGCAGUCUGCUGUAAAAAAGCAACAAAGUGUGGGAGUUGUAAAAAGAAAAAAAGAUCAGUUGAAACUUGGUAGUACCUUCACUAAAGAAUUGAUUAAAGAUGGAGUCCAAACGAGUUUUUCAUUAUUCUCUGAAACAACAAGCAGUUUUGUGGACACGUUUAUUAAAUCACCAGAGCACAAUUGCGUUUCCAUUCAAACAUCAUUUAUCAGUAUUAACGACACUACUGUGUUUGACGAGCUUUCAAUGAACGAUACAUCCACCAUUCAUUCCAUGGUGGUCCCCAAAACACCAUUUAAUUCAUAUCACAAUCGAGUUGAAAGAACGGGUACAGAGUCACUUUUAAAAUCAACUUCACUGGACAGUGACGCUGCAACCUGUUUUGUUGACAAUCUUGAGACCCCAUCUUUUGAUGAUGACAUUACAAACCAAAAUCGUACUUUCACUAAAUCGUCCCAAGUUAUUCAAGCUUCAAACAGUAAAGACCAAUCAACACCGCCAGCAUUAAAACAACUAUUCUCGUCAGGUCAAAUGACUGUUGACAAGACUAGAGGCACAAGUAAUUUGCAUGAGUUGACAAACAGCAUUUCUGUUAUGGAUUCCAGCGAAAACAAUUCAGAAUUUAUUAAUCCAAGUGAUACUGGCAUCGAUAUGCAAAUUGUUAAAAAGACUUACGAGGAUUAUCAAGAAUAUGAACUUGAUUUUGUCAAUCCAAAUGACACCAAUCGGUCAUGCUGUCAAAGACUAAUACAGAACGUACCCUUUCCUCAAAGACAGUUGCGAAGUAACACAGCUGUACAGAAAUUCAAUGUGAAAUUAUUAGAGCAGGCUGAACAACGUUACAACGAACUGAACGAGCAGGGUGAUUGUAAAACGUUUGGUAACGUGAAUUUCGAACCAGCUGAAAUUGUUGAUUCCACUGCACCAUUAGAAAUUUCGGGAGAGGAUAUGUUGACAGCGCAGGCUGUUGUUACCACUAAAGCUCCUUAUGAAACAAAUGAUGUUGACAACGUUGUAGCAACGGAUGAUGUUGUUGACAGCGUUAUAGCAAAUGAUGCUGUUGGCGGACACAUCGAAGCACUUGACAUUGCUGACAAGUAUCAAGAUAUGGAAGAACAACGAAGCCAAUCCUUAGCAAAGUUGCGAAACGGAUCUGGUGAUAUUGAUUUUCACAUUUCUCCAGCAAGGGAGGGGUCUGUAGUUGAAGUGCUUUCCGAUGUGAAUCCGAUUAACAAUGAAGAUGAUGGUUUAAAGAGCCUUAAGCAGGACGCAAAAAUUGAACGUCGAAGAAGGAAGACGCCCGUGAAACCAAAAAGAAAGAAAAAGCGGAUGCGCAUAGCAAUGCCGACGUCGUAUAAAGAACGACGGAAAUUUAUGGUAGACUGUAAGUACACGUUUCACAGCCACCAAACCAAGCGACAGUCGUUGCGCAAUCCUGCAACAGAAAAGCAAAGCAAAAUUUAUCAAAUAAAAAGGUCGGCUGCGUUGAAUAAAAUUGACGUCCAAACCAUGAAAGGGUCGCCAUCAUCAUUUGAAGAAGUAGACAUCAAUUCAAAUAAUGUGAUUUCGUUGUCGACUCUCAUGAAAAAUAAAAGGAACAGGAGAGUUUCGAUACAGGUUAACGUCAACGGGUUGAAGGAAAACAUCAGCGUAACGCGAGAGGGGUUCACUUUGAGUGCUGAAGACGCAGAAGAUUCAAGAGAAUGUGCAGAAUGUAGCAGAGAAAUGUCAGGAAGGGUUGAGUCUCUUGGUGUAGAAGACGUACUAUGUCAGAAUUGUAUAUGCGUUUUGAAACAAAGAGAGCGGACUUUUAGUAACAGGACAUUGCACCGUAAAAGGUCCAUAGAGCAGAGUUUGUUAAUAAAAACGUUGCUUGGAAAGCAGGAUAAAGUGAAAUCUGUUUCAGAAUUAUUAGAUAAAACUGAACAGCAUUCAGAAGAUGAUGAGUCUAAAACUGACAAGGCUGAUGUUAUUGAAAUAGUGCAGAAAGGAGGUCGCCCUACUCGUUCUUGUGUUCGUAGAAAACAAAAAUAUCAAGAUCAGAAACAACCACUUCCUCAACAGCAAAAGACGAAACAAAAGCAACCAAAUGGAGAACAAAGACAAUCAAAACAACAUUGGAAACAACUGAAACAACAACAGCCACUGCCGGAACAACAACAGCAACAGCAAUCGAUUUUUUCCGAAAACAUCACCAACAAUACCGCUAAUAAUGCUAACAUCUUAGAAAGAAAAUUGAAGUCAAGACGUGUUACGAAAACGUCCAAAACAUGCAAUCCUCUGGUUGCGAAAGCGGAACAGCUGAACAAAGAUCUAUCUUCCUCCGAAGUGCAAACUCGGCUACCAUUAAACGAAAAGACAUCUGCAAGUGUAGCUACUAGAAACACGGACAGCAAAAACAAGACCACUUUGCGUCAGGUAAAACGCAACUUGAGAUCAAAUUGUCAAUUAGAAAAGUCUUCGGAUAAUGUCGAAGCGACCUUUGUUGACAAAGGCGUCAUACCAACAUUAGAAAGUUCAGUAGAACAGAAACAGAGUAGGCAGUUGAAACGACAGCAUAACAAACCGAAAAAGGAUGCGUUGCAGCCCUCUACUAGAGACUUAAAAACGCGAUUGACGCGGUCGCGUUUAAAUAAAAAACCACUAGAAACUGCAGUUGAAGAGAGUAUUAUCGUCAACAAUUCUUUUAUUGUAAAUGAAGAUAAAAAGAAGACGUCUCGAUCCACAAGAAAAGGUGGUGUCUCUUCAGAUGUACAAAUAAAAGAUAGAAGUGUUCUUGAGGUAAGCCCUAAUAACCCAGAGAGCGAUAUUUUAGUCCCGUUUCGUCUAUCUGUUGUUAUGGAAACAGACGAAAAUUCUGUCGAAACAAUGCGAAACAUCCAUGGGUCAGGGGCAAAGUUAUAUUUCGUAGACGAUGUAGAUGUAAUGCCGCCAAUUCAAGGAGCUAAACAAGACUUCCCGAACACUGUUUCAAGUAGUGAACCGUCCCGACGAGCUGGUCUUCGCUUUAGAAAACGUAAAUCGCUAGGUAACCACAGCCUUCUAAAAAAGAAUCGACAGAGAUGUAGUCUCAGUGUUACCUCGACAACCCAGAAAAAUAUUAAAAAAGGAAAGAGCAAACGAAAGCAUCUGGCAUACCAAAGCAGUCGUAAAUCAUUUAACAAGGGUAACAAAUCCUCUAUUAAAGAGAAAAGCAAGAAUGUGCAAAGUAGGGCAGAACCUGAGGAGAUAGAAAAAGUUGAAAAAAGUAAUGGUAAAAAAAGUAAUGUAAAGUUAAACCCUGCGUCUACCACAAACACUGAUAUUGUCUUUUUAUCGGAAGACCCAAUUAAGCAUGUGCUUACUGCCCAGUCUGUUCUAAAGAAGAAACAGACUAAUGGUAAAACCUUUACUAAAAGCUCCCACAAAUGGAAUGGCGAAGUUGUUUUGAAUUUGCCAGCAGAUUUUAAAGACGUGGACAGAAAGAAGACACCGCAUAGUGUUGACAUUGAAAAUAAAGAAAAUAAAAGCGGUGACGUAACGGAUAAUUUAAACACGUUACAUGAUACAGUCAUUGAGAAUGUAAAGACGCCAGUAUCAAAAAAGUUCAGGAGGUUGGCGAGCAGACUAAAUCGCGAUAAAAAUUUGUCUCAAGUCGCAAAGCAAGUGGAAAAGGAUGAAACGUCACUUCCGAAACCCUUUGCAUUGAAGAAAGUUACCGAGACUGACCGAUUAACUAUGGGACCUCCCUUAGAGCCUGUUACGAAAAAAUCAAAAAAAGUGAACAAUGAUAUUUCGCGUCUUUCGCUGCAGUCUUCGAACUCAUCUCGGUUAGUAGGCGAAUCUACGGUGUCGUAUCUUGGUCGAAAAAAAAAAUCGCUGUUCAACAAGAGGAAUAACAUGAUGAAAACACCAUCUCGAAGUGCUCCAAUGAAUUCAACUAUUGUGGAUGGAGAUGGGCGCAAAAGCAUUGGUGGGAUGGGUGUUAUGUUUGCUGCUGAUUUAUCCAAAAUUGGUCAGCCGGUUAAUAGGUCCGAAACUUCCGCCAUGUCGCACACGAAUAUGUCGCACGUUAGUAACGUCACAUAUGGUAUGCCGUCUUCGUUGGCGAAAUAUUUGAAUCAGUUUGACCAAGCAUUGGCAUUUACCAAAAAGAAAUAACUUGACAGAAAAGUUGCUUUAUGAGAUGAAGAGAUUUUAUACGUUUUAACUUGCGUGUGAAUUAAAUAAGUAAAUAAUUUUACUAAUCAUUGCUCUGCUAAGCUUUUUGUCGAUUAAAUUCCAAAUUUUGAAAAUCAGGGAAUAAAGGGUAAAGUUUUUAUCCUGUGGCUGCAUGCAUAAGACUAUUUAAAAAACUAUUAGGAAAUUUGUUUUGACGAUUCUGGCGUCGUGCAAUUGCUUUAAUGUGAGAAAAUUUAACAAUCGCGAAAUUACAGCAUGUGCAUUUUGGUUAUGACUCAAUAAUAUUUCUAUCUUGAAAUUAACCCGACAGUUUCUUUUAUAUGGUGCGCUUUUUUUGCAACCAAUUAUUUCGUAAUUUCAAAAAUUUUCCGCCUUAUCGUAAACUUAUCGCAAAGUCGCAAGUUUCCGUGAUGUUGCAAAUAUCCCACAAACUCACAUUCUAAAAAUUGCAGUUUUUGUUUGAAAUGCGUUAUUAUUAUUGGAGGAAAAUUACUCACUUUAAAUUCUCUCAAAUUAAGUUCUUUGGUGAGCAGAACUUUCUAUCCGACCUAAGCUGUCUUGGAUAAAUUACAAUUACUGCUCUAGACUUCAGCAAAGUUUUACAUUUUGAUUUACUUGCUAUGAAAAUCCAAAGCGUAAAUUAUUGCAAUUUAGAAUGACUUUGUUUUUCUUCACUUUUUAUGUAUUUAUAUCAGACAGGUUUUUAGUUUGUGUAUUAUACCCGCCCAACUGGUUAACAUGUAAAUAAUUUUAUUAUUCUUACUGAAAAAACUUAGUUAAAGGAUUUA